This is a messenger RNA of Aspergillus luchuensis, 1251 nucleotides long. RefSeq lists its product as uncharacterized. Gene Ontology annotation, molecular function: carbohydrate binding; carbon-oxygen lyase activity, acting on polysaccharides. The record is from RefSeq and is a predicted model, not a curated record. Bases 1 to 1251 code for a protein of 416 amino acids. The transcript is spliced from 9 exons. Gene Ontology annotation, biological process: pectin catabolic process. NCBI's taxonomy places the organism in Eukaryota, Fungi, Ascomycota, Eurotiomycetes, Eurotiales, Aspergillaceae.
AUGGUUGUCCAUGAUGGUGAUCCUAUUAUUCAUAUGGCCACCUACAUUACAGAGGAGCCAUCUAUCGGCGAAUUGCGAUUCAUUGCUCGACUCAACCCGGACGAACUCCCCAACGAGGAGCCGUUCGGCGAUGUGUCCAACACUGCCGGUGGGGAGGCCAUUGAAGGAUCUGACGUGUUCCUCGUCGAUGGGGAAACCCGUAGCAAGUUCUACUCCAGCCAGCGUUUCAUUGACGAUCAAAGACACUGCAUCGCGGGCGACGAACACCGCGUCUGCAUGAUCCUCAACCAAUACGAAACCUCUUCCGGUGGCCCAUUCCACAGGGACAUCAACUCCAACAACGGAGGCGACUACAACUCCCUCUACUGGUACAUGAACUCGGGCCACGUUCAAACCGAGUCCUACCGCAUGGGUCUCCACGGUCCCUACUCGAUGUACUUCAGCCGCAGCGGCACUCCCAGCACCGACAUCGACACGUCCUUCUUCGCGGACCUCGACAUUGAAGGCUACGUCGCCGAAGCAGACAGGGGAACCGUAUCCGGAACCGCGUCAGGCGCUGACUCCAGCUUCGACUGGGUCGUUCACUGGUACAACGACGACGCCCAAUACUGGACCUACACAUCCUCCUCCGGCAGCUUCACCUCCCCCGCCAUGAAACCAGGAACAUACACCAUGGUCUACUACCAAGGCGAGUACGUCGUCGCCACCAGCGAAGUGACGGUCAGCGCCGGAUCGAGCACAACCAAGAAUAUUUCCGGCUCCGUCAAAACAGGAACGACUAUCUUCAAGAUUGGCGAUUGGGACGGACAACCAACCGGCUUCCGCAACGCAGAAAACCAACUCCGCAUGCACCCCUCCGACUCCAGAAUGUCCGACUGGGGCCCCCUAACCUACACCGUCGGCAGCUCCUCGCUAACUGACUUCCCCAUGGCCGUCUUCAAGGCCGUCAACGACCCAGUAACCAUCAAAUUCACCGCGACAUCCGACCAAACCGGUGCAGCGACGCUGCGUAUCGGAACUACGCUGUCAUUCGCGGGUGGACGUCCUCAAGCGACGAUAAACGACUACGAAGGCUCCGCGCCAUCCGCACCCACGAACCUGAACUCCCGUGGCGUGACUCGUGGCGCGUAUAGAGGCUACGGCGAGGUGUAUGAUGUUUCGGUUCCGGAGGGGACGAUUGUCGAGGGGGAGAAUACGGUACGCUUGCUACCUUACCUUCUACCCUACCUACUAGAUAUAUGUUGUGAGUGA